AUAGGCGUCAGUGUGUCAGGCAUUUUGGAUUACGGUCUGACCGUUAUGUUGAUCUGUACCGUGGAAUCUGUACCUUUGUGCUGCUAAUGCUGUAUUAUACGAUGUGACGUGAUGGGGGGUCUGUGAUACUCAGGUGAGAUUUCACCUGCCUCCCUUAGGUUUUUUUAUUGCCCCCACCCCCGGGGAAGUAUGGAGGGGACAGAAGGAGAAGCAGGCUCGGGCACGCUAUUAGUGCUCGAUCCUAAACCGUUCAAACCUUUCAAAAGCAAAGAUGAAUACCUGUACGCUAUGAAAGAAGAUCUGUCGGAAUGGUUUUAUUGUUUGUACAGAAUCGAUAUUUCUGUGGAUAAUUUCUUUGAAGUUUUGGAAACAGGCGUGAUACUGUGCGAUCACGCGGUCAGCGUUCAGAAUUUCGCACGCGAGCGUCGCAUUGUUCACGCGGAUUUGGAAUUACGCUCCUACUUCAUCCGCGAAAUCCCUGAUGGGGGAAUCCCCUGCAAACAUGGCGUCAAACCCAAGACGUUCCAAGCCCGCGACAAUAUCUCUAACUUCAUCAGCUGGUGUCGGAAGCUGGGGAUUCCCCAAGUGCUGCUCUUCGAAACGGACGACCUCGUUUUGAGGAAGAAUGAGCGCAGUGUUGUGCUGUGUUUGCUGGAAGUGGCUCGGAUUGGAGCCAAAUUGGGGAUGCUGGCUCCAGUUUUGGUUCAGAUGGAGGAAGAAAUCGACGCUGAACUGGCAGGGGAUCCGCCUCCUCAAAUCAAAACAUGUGAUCUCAGGUCCCUGGACGAAAUGGUCCGGGAACUUGUGGGGAGAUGUACUUGCCCAGCCCAGUUCCCCAUCAUCCAGGUGGGAGAUGGCAAAUACAAGAUCGGCGACUCACAGACCCUUAUAUUUGUGCGGAUCUUGCGAAAUCACGUGAUGGUGAGAGUUGGAGGCGGCUGGGACACAUUGGAGAAUUACCUGGACAAACAUGACCCUUGUCGCUGUGGCUUUAGAGAUAGUCAGCAAGCAGAGUUGCUUCCCUUCUGCCUUUGCCUGUUGUCCUCCACCAUCCCACCUUGGAAUGAACGAAAAGUCACAGGAACCCUCCGGCUUCUGGCCAAUACGGGAGUAAGCCCGGGGCCCAGGGGGCGCCGAACCAGCGCCCCUAGCGUCCAGCAAACCAAACCCCAGACCGCACGAUCGAACAGAAGCAUGUCGGUCGCGGGACCCACUGCCGCCCCACACAUGCAGACGACGGAAUUCCAGCACAUGCGCAGUCCGUCUCCUGAGCGCCAAGUUCAUCGGAAGCUGCCUCCACGAGUCAGCCUAGGGAGUCUGGGAAACAUCGCUGAGCGAAGUGUUAGCGGUAAGCCUCAGAAUUCUGUUGGGAAUUACGAUACAAGGGACAAUACCUCUCUGGCGGCGUAUCGCGACAGAUCUCAUUCCCCGUCUCCCCUGUCAGAUACUGGGUCAACUGGCAAAUCGAGGUCGUAUUCUCAGCUGGGAGAGUCCCCUUACAAACAAGAUCCCGUCUCUAGGAGUAAAUCACCGGGACCGAUUCCCAGAUCCAGCGCUGUUAGCAGAGACGCGUCCCCCGAGCAGCCAAGCCGACCGAAAACACCCGUGAAUCGAUGCAAGUCUCCUGGAAUCCCCAGAGCAGUUUUUUCAACACGGCCCAGCUCUCCGGAUUUGAACUCUCGCCCCGGGACACCCGUGCUUCGGAGUAAAUCCCCUGGACCUGUGAACAGGAGUAAAUCUCCUGGACCUGUGAACAGAAGUAAGUCCCCUGCUCCAGUAAACAGAAGUAAAUCCCCUGGGCCUGUGGGCAGGAGUAAAUCCCCUGCUCCCAUGCAAACUGCAAACAGAAGCAAGUCCCCUGUGUCCAUAUACAGGAGUAAGUCCCCGGGACCUGUGUACAAACCUUCUCCCUUAGCCAGAGCUGAGUCACCCGAGCCGAGUGCCAGAUGGACCAGCCCUUCUCCGGGGAGAGCCAAAUCUCCGGGUCCACUUUCCAAGUCCAAAGACCCCCGACCGAUGUCACCAGAGAACAGAUACGUGUCUAAAGUAAAGCAGAACGGGGGAAAUUCCCCAGGGACGAUCCGUCGAGCGGCGACCCCGGUUGAAAGAGCAAUGGCCCGGACAAACCGGACAGAGGCACGUCCGAACACUCCGAGCGACCGCAGCAAGUCUCCAGGACCUGUCCCUCGUUCACGCUUACCGAGGAGCCAGUCUCCGUUCCCAGGGGAAUCUCAAGACACCAAGGCAUCUAGUAAAAGGCCACCAGGUUUCACAGAGAAUGUCCCUGGCAGAAUCGUCAACUCGGCUCCCGUAUCGCCUGGCACUGGUCCAAACUCCAGCGACAUGGAAACUGCAGGGGACAUUAAUAUCGAUCGCAUAAGAUCGGCCCAGGAUCCACCAAACAGGCACUCUCCGAUAAGCUUUUCCACCACGUCAGCUUCUUCUGAUGCCCCCCGCGCUCCAGACCCGGAAAGUCCAACGAGGCCUCGGCCUUCUACGCCUUCAUCUUUAACUCGACUUCCCAGACCCAAAACUCCAUCUGGGAUCCCGCGCCCCAGCACACCCGUCCUCCGUGACUCUGGAAGCCGGCAGAGUGGUGCUAAAAAGUAUUUCGGUCGCCGAAAUGCUAAAACCAUCAUUAAAGCCAAUUCUGCUUUAUCGAAGGCUAGAUCUGUACAGAACGUCGCAGACCCUGAAUCUAGGGAUGAAGCGGAUCGUGCUGGUAUGGCCAAUGAGAAUAGCGAUGAAACAUCUGAUAAUGAUAGAUCCCGAAGCAGAACGAGGAGUGAAAGGUUUCAGAUCCGCCAGAGGCCUAAAAGUGCGGGACCUCGGCCUUUAGUACGUCAAGAUGCCGAGGACAGGUCCAUUAUAAGCGUGGGAAGAGAAGUCAUCCGGAAAGUCGGCUGGAGGACGACGCCAGCUUCCGCCCAGCCCACGGAAGUGUGUGACUCCGAGCCCAGGGAGCGGAUGGGAAAAACCGGAGCCUGUCGCAAACACGGGUCCGUCACUCCCGGACCAAUGGAUGAUGACCACGAACUGUUGUCUCGACCGUUGUCCGAAAUCAAGCGGCCUCAACUACCCAUUAACGGAAUCACUAAAAUUAAUGUGGAUCCUUCUAAACUGCCGCGCCACCCGAGAUCCGGUUAUGUUUCAAAAAAUGGAGGAAUUGUUUCAUAAAAUAUCGCGAGAAGGAGCUAAAUGGUGGAGAUUCCGGUAUGGAGAACGGUCACGAUAGCGCCAGCACCAAUAGCGAGGACGUCGAUCGCGGCCAAGGCAGUGCCGACGACGAAGGUUCCGUGGACAGCAAUUCAAACAUUAAGUCGAAACUUCGAACCAGUCGUUCUGAUUCAGCAAUAACAAGUACAGACAUUCGUUUGAUGUGACUGACCCCAGUGAUUUAGAAACUGUUCGGUUUGAAGCUUCGGUUGUUGCCCAACUGAGUGAAAUUCUUAAGCCUGGGCCCAAGGAAGGAGCAAGGUAUUGGUGGGAAAUCCCGUAUUCCUGCUCCAGACUUUAGACUACGAUCAAAGUCGGCGUCUGAAAUGCAAAACGGAGAGAGCGAUGACUUUGGGGCGGAUAGACGUGCGUCUGUCAAUGGACGAACCCCUGUGAACUCUAUGAAUUCUCAUUUAGCAUUUAGGCAAUACGAUCCAAGGGCGAGAGUACCUAACUCAGGCGGUGAGGAUAACACCUUGUG
Messenger RNA from Liolophura sinensis, 3697 nucleotides. Its product is annotated as GAS2-like protein 1. Gene Ontology annotation, molecular function: actin filament binding; microtubule binding; cytoskeletal adaptor activity. Gene Ontology annotation, cellular component: stress fiber; actin filament; cytoplasm. Lineage: Eukaryota; Metazoa; Mollusca; Polyplacophora; Chitonida; Chitonidae. The record is from RefSeq and is a predicted model, not a curated record. Gene Ontology annotation, biological process: protein localization to microtubule plus-end; regulation of microtubule polymerization or depolymerization; actin crosslink formation.